AUGGUCGGCACAUGGACGGAGAAGCAUACGCAGAAGUACUUUCGGGCCGCGGUGAAGAAACGCGUGGAUUUCAUCGGCACGCGCAAACAUUUAGAGUUCACGGACCAGGUGCCGCCCACGCACGAGUGGACGGCUGAGCUGCUUGAGCAGUUCAACCGCAACCUGCGUGGUGUGUACAAUGGGCCUUUUGACUGGGAGACGACGGAGGUCCUGUUGAUGAAGUACAUCAUGACGGACGACCUCUUGAACUCGCUCAAGAAUCUAUCGAAAGACGUCGCGCUGCCUCACCUUGUGCGGCUCGUCCUGGACUGGGCCUGCUGGGACCCGCCGGAGGAGGGAGCGUGGCCGCCGGGCUUGAGCAUGCGCCGCUACUUCAUGAAAUGGCGCCACUGCGAGCCGCUGAACUUCAAGUCGGACACGUCGACCGACGUCGACAUGGAGCAGGCGGCCAACGCUCUGCUGGAUAUGUGGAUCGCCAAUGACCGUCUGUAUGCGGACACACCUGUGCAGUAUCGCGAGGCGGAGGAUGUCCCUGGGGUGACGCAGUACAAGUUGAGGAUGCAAGAUGUCACGGACGAACAGCGACGCGAGGCGGCGGAGGCGUUGGAGGCAUACCUGAACCAGGAGUGGCGGUGCGGUGCGCCGUUGCAGAUGAAGGCCUGGAUCAAGGUCAGGUCGUACAAGAGGCCAGAGAACCUGCCUCCGGCUGAGAACGACACGGUGAUUCGCGGGCCAUACAUGUGCCUACAAUGCGUCAAGGCUUGCAUCCUCGAAUGCCGUGUUCCAAACGAUACCGAAUUACCCAAGUGCGUGUCGUGCCGUGUGCGCAAGAUCAAGUGCGCCUAUCAGACCGAGCUGGUUGAUCCGCGCGCGGACCCAGCCUUCUUCAACCCGCCCCGCGCGCUAUCCAAGGCAUUGGUCUCUCAAGGUUCCAGUACAGGUCCGUCGUCGUCUGCUGGCGCGUCCGGCAGCGCAAAGCGCACAGCAGACACGUUGUCUGAGGAGGAGAGGGAGGUGAAGCAUACCCGGUCUUGA
Messenger RNA from Rhodofomes roseus, 1035 nucleotides. RefSeq lists its product as uncharacterized. The record is from RefSeq and is a predicted model, not a curated record. The coding region runs from base 1 to 1035 and encodes 344 amino acids. The transcript has 6 exons. Lineage: Eukaryota; Fungi; Basidiomycota; Agaricomycetes; Polyporales; Fomitopsidaceae.